GCUAAGCAGCAACAGGUUGUCGGAGAAGCUCAGCCAUCAAGAACCAAGCCAGCCAGGGCUGAAUCGACAGCGCGGGAGGAGCAUGUUUUGGAGAGAAGAGCGGUAGCCAGAGGGCCAGAGGAGCCACAAAGAGAGGCACGACAGGCGGCCGACAAAUCAGCAGUUGCAGCAAGACAAGCGCGGAAGUUGAGCGUGGCAAACACAGGACCCAUGGCACGGCAAUGGAAUCCCAGCAGAAACCGGACACCUGCAGAGCCCCGCGAACCGGAAUAUCAGGCGACAAGUUGCGAAAUCCACACAGCCACUGCCGACGAUCGCGGAUAUCAGGCGCUGCAAGAACCUCCUGCCGGCGACCUGCGGCCCAAGGAGCAGGUGGCAGAGAAGCCAGUGCCAUUGCCCAAGGAGUUUGCGGUGACGGCCGAGAGCCUGCCGGACAUGGACGAGGAUCUGGAGGAGCUCUGGCAUAUGCCGAUGGAGCCGCCGGUGGAGCGGCCAAAGCACAGGCGCGCCAAGACACCGCCCAUGGACGACUACGACCCACCCAGGUUCGAUGCGCCGCGACGGGUUCUGGCGCCACUGACGCCGCCCGAUGACCGGUCGAUGUCGCCGGAGUACAGUAGACAGCGGCAGUAUUGGCAGCAGGGAAGGGCGGUUAGCAGACACGGGCGCAGCAGGUAUGAUAGGCGGCCGCAAAGUGCGUGUGGGGACCAGGAGAUGAGGCAGCAGAGGUCGCCGCGCAUGCGGACCGCUGGCGUUGUGCCACGACCGGUGAUUGUUGUCUCGCGGCCGCUGGAGGCAGGACGCAUGGAUCCGGUUACUCCCACGUCGCCAGAGCUGCCCAUGUUCAGCCGGCGGCCGACGGUGGACCUGGAGGACAUGAUCGACUACGGCGAUGACUCGGACGAUACCUGAGUCUGUAGCAAGGCCAUAACCUUCUUUCUUCGUAGAUACCAAAAAGCCAAAAGCACAAAAUCGAUUUAUAUGUUAAAAAUUACC
Molecule: messenger RNA, 996 nt
Organism: Linderina pennispora
Lineage: Eukaryota; Fungi; Kickxellomycota; Kickxellomycetes; Kickxellales; Kickxellaceae
Exons: 2
Coding region: 211-912 (233 amino acids)
Source: RefSeq, a predicted model, not a curated record